Messenger RNA from Aspergillus versicolor CBS 583.65, 297 nucleotides. RefSeq lists its product as uncharacterized. Bases 1 to 297 code for a protein of 98 amino acids. The transcript has 2 exons. Lineage: Eukaryota; Fungi; Ascomycota; Eurotiomycetes; Eurotiales; Aspergillaceae. The record is from RefSeq and is a predicted model, not a curated record.
AUGAAGUUCUCUAUUAUUACUGCCCUUACUACCCUUGCUGCCCUGACCAGCGCCUUCGACGUCUCGGUCACUCUCUACGGCGAGAACAACGAAGACUUUUACAGCCUCUUGGUUCCAACUGACAGGACCCCAGUCCAAAUCGACAACCCCUUGGUCGUUCACCGCGUUACCUCGCCCGGCGGCGGCUUCUGUACCUUUGUCGGCGUCGAUGGGGAGAGUGUUGUUAUCUAUGCACAGGAUGAGAAGUUCCUCACGAAGCCGCAGGCGAUAAAAUGGGGGAGUUGCGGAAAUAACUAA